AUCCUAGGGCAUGUUUUCUGAGGGUUUCCUCAAGUGACCAGGAUAUAAAAAAGAAAAGAAAAAGAAUAUGAGUAGCUGGAUGUAGAUGCUUAUAUCUGUAAUAGUACUCAGUAGGCUGAAGCAGGUUGAUCGUCUCAAGUUAAAGGUAGUUCUGAGCUACACAGUGAGAUUCUAUGCCAAGGAAAAUCAACAAAAGAAGCCAUAUGUAAAAAUGGCAUAUCACAGCCAGGCAGUGGUGGCGCACGCCUUUAAUCCCAGCACUCGAGAGGCAGAGCCAGGCAGAUCUCUGUGAGUUUGAGGCCAGCCUGGUCUACAGAGUGAGAUCCAGGACAGCCAGAGCUGCUACACAGAGAAACUCUGUUUUGAAAAAUGAAAAAUAAAUAAUAAAUAAAUCAGGGAUUUCCAAAGACAUGUACUAGCUGAAGUAAGUUGCUCCCCAUCUGCCAUUAGACAAGUUAGUGGUGAAGCCAUGCUAUUAAGAUAGUGGGGAAACACGGGCUGUGCUCCACAAAGGCUCUGGACUAGGGCUGGUUGGCAGUCAGUGAUGAACUGGCACUCUGGGGUGUAUGGGUUAGCCAUAGUGCACUUACCUAGCAUGCUUGAGGUGCUGGGCUAUUAGCCAGGAGGCAGGGGUGCAUGCUUGAGGGGCUUGUUUCAGGUUUGUGAAAGUAAUGAUUCUAAGUAAAACUUUAAAAACCCAACCAAACAAAACACAGGUGACGCUUUCUUCCCCCACAUCUUGACGUGCUUCUCUUUUUGCAUGGUACUGGGGACUGACCCCAGGACUCCUGCCCAUGCUCGGCAAGCCCUCUAUCACCGAGCUACAUCUUCAUUCUUUCUCUUAACAAGUGUUGUGCACCAAUUCUUUCGUUGUAUAGCUUUGGACAAGUUUAUUUUUUUUGUCAGUUGUUCCAGUCAUAUGUGGGCACACAAGUUACUCAAAAUGCCUGCUGCCUGAAUAAGCAAAUGAUUUCCCGAUGAAUUUCAAGUUCUUUAUUUGGCAGUGCUGGGAGCACUAAGUGGUGAGCUCCAGCCCAAUGCGGCAAGCUCUGGAAAGGCAGGAACCGACCCGAAGCUCCCGGCUGGCUGUCAGAUCCCGACUGCAGGGAGCAAACUAUUAAGGGGCAGAAUUUUAUCAGAUAAGCUGAGGUAGGAUCCUGGAAGGGAGCCUUCCACAAAGAAGAAGAGCGGGCGGAGACCGCCGCCGCCACCGCCGCCACCGCAAGGGCUGCUGGGAAGCGGCGGUCAUCCGGAGUACCGCGGAGCCCUGACAUCACGCACGCCGCCGCAAGCCCCGCCCCCUGAGCGGCUCACGUGGCCGAGGGGCGGGGCCAGCGCUCGGUUUGUGGGAGUCAGAGCCAUGGCGGGCUUGGUUGACUUCCAGGACGAGGAGCAGGUGAAGUCUUUCCUGGAGAACAUGAAAGUGGAGUGCCACUACCAGUGCUACCGCGAGAAGGACCCGGACGGUUGCUAUCGGCUGGUGGACUAUCUGGAGGGAAUUGAGAAGAAUUUUGAUGAAGCCGCCAAGGUGCUGAAGUUCAACUGUGAGGACAACGGGCACAGUGACAGCUGCUAUAAGCUGGGGGCCUAUUACGUGACUGGAAAAGGUGGCCUGACUCAAGACCUAAAGGCUGCAUCUGCUUGCUUUCUGAUGGCCUGUGAGAAACCAGGAAAGAAGUCUGUGGAAUCAUGUCACAAUGUUGGACUCCUGGCACACGAUGGACAGGUCAAUGAGGAUGGCCAGCCUGACCUGGGAAAGGCCAGGGACUACUACACCAGGGCCUGUGAUGGUGGCUUUGCAGCCAGCUGCUUCAACCUCAGUGCCAUGUUUCUACAGGGUGCCCCUGGCUUCCCCAAGGACAUGGGUUUGGCAUGUAAAUAUUCAAUGAAGGCCUGUGACCUGGGCCACAUCUGGGCCUGCGCCAAUGCCAGCCGCAUGUACAAACUGGGGGAUGGUGUUGAUAAGGAUGAGGCCAAGGCUGAAAUGCUGAAAAAUCGGGCCCAGCAGCUGCACAAAGAACAGCAGAAAAACGUCCAGCCUUUAACGUUUGGGUAGUGUGUGGCCCAUCCUCCCGAGCAACAGACGACUUGACACUGGCAGCUCUGAUGAGGCCAGAAGAGCCCUUGGAGGUCAGUCAGUGCCAUGUGCACCCGAGUGUCGCCUGCUGGGAGUGGCUGGAAGUUUGUUUUAGUAAAUAAUCCUUUGUGUGUAUUCUGUGACGACACCCACGUUAUGGGGGUUUUAAUUUCUAAACUGGACCUCUGAAAAAUAGAAGCAAACUGUAGAGCCAUAGCCUUUUGGGGUUGGGAGACAAAGAGAAGUUGGGAAAUUUAGCAGCCACGGGCCUCAAAGAAUCAGCUAUCAUUAUCAUUUUAGUCGGAAGAUCUUGAAAAUUAGAAAGUAUCCUAAUUUGCAUAACAGAGGUCUUGAGGAGCUAAGAACAGCGGCAGUCACGACUGCCGCCCUCUGCCUUAUGUAACCACGGUGUGGGCUCCUUGCCUUUCCAGUCAGACCUUUCGACAGAUUUAUAGGGAUCGGGAGCUCUGUGCCACAUGAAAGUUGAAGGUAGUUAGGUUAUGCCUUGUGGUGGCCAAAGAAGACAAGACCUAAGUGUCCUCUCUUUUAGAUAAGAAAUUUACAGUUAAAAAUUAACCUCCUCAGCUACCUCUGCUCCUCAGGGGAAGACAGAGGACUCUUGAAGCAGCUCCACCUGGGAAUUUGGGAGAGGGAUAGCACAAAGUUGUCCACUGAACAGAGCCUUUUUCUUUUCGGCGGUGGGGGCGGGGAGGGGUGCUCUAAACAGGGUUUCUCUGUGUAACAGCCCUGGCUGUCCUGGAACUCACUCUGUAGACCAUGCUGGCCUCGAACUCACAAACAUCUGCCUGCCUCUGCCUCCCGAGUGCAGGGAUUAGAGGUGUGUGCCAUCAUCACGUGGCUGCUGCUCUUUUGAACAGGCCUGUGCUGCCUAUGCUGGCCUUAAACUCCCAGGCUGCCUCAGCUAUACCAGGCAGGACUGAACUUGUUAAACUGUCCAGAUGAGUGAGCUGUUUCAGUUGAUUGAUUUAUCUGGUAUGCUCUUGUUCUCCAGAUCUUGGCAGGAUGGAAUGUGUUCAUCAUGGUGGCUGUGCCUUUUUCUUUCUUGCCUUUGUGUGUGUGCCUUUUUAAUAAUUUUUUCCCUUCUAUUGUCUCUAUUGGUCACCAGGGGGCGAGCGUGUCCUUUUCCUCUGAUAGCUGGACCACUGUAGCUGUCACUACCCUGGUCUCCUUUCCGGUCUGGCAGCUAGCUGCUCCAGAAGGCAAGCUUGCCUUGAGCCUUGUGAGCUCAGCCAGCUGCCCUCUCAAGCUGAUACAGGGGAGGGCCUGUCCUGAGUGGAGAGAGCGUUUAAAAGCCAUCAAGUUUGUGUUUAGGAUGUCUUGGAAAUUGCGUUUGGUGUGAUUGGCUGCUGUAGGCCAACGCAUAGGAAAAGAUACUAAUCGUGGGGGCCUAUGCAUGAAAACCACAUGAACUCUUCUGCUGUCCCGGGAAGGAGGCAACUGAUUCCUGCAAGCUGUCCUCUCACCUCCAUGCAGGAGUGCACACACAGUAAAAACAAAUGUGAUAAGAAUUAUAAAACAGUAGACAGUUGAUGAAAAGAACUGAAAGCUGUGUGCGGUGGCGGGCACACUCUGGAGACAGACAGCCUGAUGUACACGGAAGUUCCUAACCAGGAGAACCCACCAGAAGUGGCAAAUGCGUGUGUUAGAGGUCCUCUGCAGCGUGUCAGGAGGGUACAAACUGCACCGAGCACACUGCUGUGACUGUAGAGGCUGAAACACACCAAAUGCAGGUGGGAUUGUGGAGAGGCAAGGACUUGCCUCACUCAUGAAAACAAAAGACGUCUCAGCCACUUGGGAAGACAGUUGAUGAGUUUAACAAAACUAAACACAGUGUCUUGGUGACCCUGCCUCUUUAUAUUUCCCCAGGGGAAUUAGAAGUAUACUCAUGCAAAAACCAGCACAGGGGUUUUCAUAGCAGCCUUACUUAUAAUUGCCAAAACUCGGAAGCAACAAAGAGGUCCCUCAGUAGAUGAAAGGGUAAAUGAUACAUACAGACAAUGGACUGUCUAGUACUAAAAAGAAAUGAGUUAGUCACAAGAGAUGUAGAGGGUUAUUACUGAAGGAAAGGCCAAAUCUGAAAGGGUUACGUUCUUUUUUGUUUGUUUGUUUUUUGAGACAGGGUUUCUCUGUAGCUUUGGAGCCUGUCCUGGAACUCUGUAGCCCAGGCUGGCCUUGAACUCACAGAGAUCCUCCUGCCUCUGCCUCCUGAGUGCUAGGAUUAAAGGUGUGUACCAUCACUGCCUGGAGUUACAUUCUUGUUUCCAAUGUAUGAUACUGGUGUCCUCAAAAAAAAGUGAUAGAAGUAAGUUAGAGCCUGGCAGUGUGGCUCUGUGGUGGAAGGCUGAGUUUCUGGGUUCUACAGGUUCCAGUACUCCAGGAAAAGUUGAGUGGCAGGCUGCAGAGGUGGCUUAGUGUAUAAGAGCACUCACUGCUCUUGCAGGGAACCUGACUUUGGUUCCAUCACUCACUGAUGGCUCAGAACCUCCUAACUCCAGUUCCAGGAGAUCUCAUACCCUCUUCUUGUCUUGGCACAGGUAGUAGGCACGUACAUGGUACACACACACACACACACACACACACACACACACACACACACACACACACACGUAUAUAUAAAGGCAAAA
Molecule: messenger RNA, 4722 nt
Organism: Peromyscus californicus insignis
Lineage: Eukaryota; Metazoa; Chordata; Mammalia; Rodentia; Cricetidae
Product: cytochrome c oxidase assembly factor 7
Exons: 3
Coding region: 1361-2056 (231 amino acids)
Cellular component (GO): mitochondrial intermembrane space
Molecular function (GO): protein binding
Source: RefSeq, a predicted model, not a curated record